AUGCGCAGCAGCGCGAGCAUGCUAACCAGUCUCCAACGCAUCAUCAACGCGCCGCGGGCCGGUGGUUGUAACAUGGCGACUGGUGAAGGGUGUUCCGCCGGCGACCAUCACUACAUUGACCCUCUCUCCAACGGGCUUCCAAACGGCGGGCCGCUAAUGGCGCAGAUUCAGGCUGCCACGGCGCCACGUAGGCGAGAAGUGGAUGACAUUAUUCAAAACGCAUACGCUGCCAAGUCAACUGGCCAGCUGCGUUACCAGCUGACGCUGUCGCUUCGCUCCAUUCGCAUGGUCCGACGCAGUAUGUUCAUUGCGUCGCCACUUUGCCGUCGCACGCUCAAGUUCGCCAUUUCGCAGUUUAAGAAGGUUAACAGAUUUAUUCGCAAGGGCGACGUCGCACACGCGCGCAAGCAGACGGUGCCCCUCGCCAAGGCCGUUGUCGAGUGUCAGCGAGACGUCGGGAGCGUUAUCGCAAAGCGAAGCAGUAACGGCGCGCCCAAAGCUCAUGGUUACGAGCUCAAGACGGCGACGACACAAGGCACGAACCUGGGCGGUGGCAGCAGCAGCGACGUUGGCGAUUUCGUGCGAUCAUUGUCUGCACUCGACCAGGUCGCCUUCACGACUGCUGCGACGGCUGCGACGAUUCUCGCCGACAGCGGCGACGAGUACAGCGACAGCUUUCAGGAGUUGGAAAACGUGGUUAUUCGCCUGAGCGCCGUCGGACAGACGCUGAAGCGCGUGAGCGGCGCGCGGGGAAUGUCGCGCGGAAUUGUGGGGCCGGAGGCGCACCAGGGGUUGCAGGAGGUCAUGGAAAAGCCGCCGACGCGCGCGACGAGCAUCGUGGAUUUCGUCAUGGAUUACGGCGAGGAGCUGGUUACCACGCUCCCCAAUGACGUAACGACGCUGACUUUCAACGGCACGCUCGGCGCGCGCAUCCACUCCGCGCUGGCCUUCCCCUCGGGGGUGUUCUCCGCGCGCCUGCAGUGUCCGCAGGGGCAGGCGAGCGGGCUCGACACCACCUUCUAUCUGUCGACGGUGGAGGGCGGUCCGGGGACGGACGCGAUCGUGAUGAGCGUGUUCGGCAACGCGCGCACGCGCGUGCGGUGCAUGGUGAUCGUGGACGGCGUGCCGGGCAGCGCGCAGGAGGUGGAAGUGGGCGACGACUGCUCCGUGGGCUUCCAUAACAUCACCAUCAUGUGGAGCAAACAGCUCAUCAUAUGGAUGUACGACAACCAGGUAUUGCGCGUGCUAUCGCGCGACAUGCUCUCGCCCUUCCCGCUCUCCACCACCAUGUUCCUCUACGCCUCGCUCUACGACACUUCCCCCUACCCCUACGCCUGGCAAGCCGGAUACCUCCGCUCCUCCGCGCUCCCCUUCUCCGCCACCUACGCCGCGCCCACCGCGCUCGCCCCCGCGCCGUCCCUCAACUUCAACCUUCCCUUAGACCCGCUACUAGGCGCUCCGUUAGAGACACGCCCGAAGGGGCGGGUGAUGGGACGCGGAGCCAUGUGGCCGGUGGCGAUCGACUACUGCUCGACGCACGUGGAGACGCAGAGGGGGUAUCAGUCAAUCCGGUUCGACGGCACGGGGUGCGGCGGGCGCUUCCACUCCACGCUGCGCUACUUCAGCGGGAUUUUCUCCGCGCUCUACCAGUGCCCGCGCGGGAACGCGUCCGGACUCGUGUCCGCCUUCUAUCUGUCCUCCGAAGAAGGCAGCAGGUUCCAGGACGAGAUAGACUUCGAGUGGCUGGGCAAGAACCCGCGCGCCGUGCAGACCAACUUCUACGUCAACGGGGGGGGCGGCCGCGAGCUGCUCGUGCCGCUCGCCUUCGACUGCUCCGACGGCUACCACAACUACACGCUCUCCUGGACCAAGGAGAAGAUCCGGUGGUAUGUGGACGGGACGCUUGUGAGGGAGGCGUUAUCUAGCCAGUCGGAUGCGUAUCCUGUGAAGCCCAUGUAUGUGUAUGGUUCCAUGUGGAAUGCCAGUUGGGUGGUCAACGGCGGGUGGUCGGGCCCGUAUAGCGGCGUUGACGUGCCUUAUUUCGCCAAGUAUAAGGACAUUAGGAUUGGGACGGCUUGA
Molecule: messenger RNA, 2079 nt
Organism: Closterium sp. Yama58-4
Lineage: Eukaryota; Viridiplantae; Streptophyta; Zygnematophyceae; Desmidiales; Closteriaceae
Source: the annotation of a GenBank genome assembly